Messenger RNA from Coffea eugenioides, 1295 nucleotides. RefSeq names its product protein DMR6-LIKE OXYGENASE 1-like. The record is from RefSeq and is a predicted model, not a curated record. The transcript is spliced from 4 exons. The coding region runs from base 102 to 1007 and encodes 301 amino acids. NCBI's taxonomy places the organism in Eukaryota, Viridiplantae, Streptophyta, Magnoliopsida, Gentianales, Rubiaceae.
CACAUCCUCCGUUCAUGCUUGCCACUCCACUCAAAUCUCCCAUCUCCAUUUGCCAUUAUUCCGGCUAAUUCGCUUGCUAAUAAUUACCAUCCUGUAGAAAAAUGGCAAGUUUUAGAACCCUUGUUCAAUCAGGAGACUUCAGGUCCCUCCCUUUUGAUUUUGCUCAUUUUAAGGAUACCCAAGAAUCCAUUCAAACGGGACCUGACGUUUCAGUUCCCGUCAUUGAUUUUUCGCUGCUCAGCUCAACUAAUCCUGAUGAACGUGCCAAAGUCAUCCUGGACCUUGGUAAAGCCUGCGAGGAAUGGGGCUUCUUCUUGGCGGUAAAUCACGGCAUACCGGAAAACUUAAUCAGUGCAUUGUUUAAUGUGUGUAACGAGUUUUUUGAUAUGCCGGAGGAGGACAAGUUGCAAUUUGACAACAAACAUCCUUUAUAUUCCGUCACGGUCAGGUCUGGCACCAUUGAUGGCAAUGAUCCCAACCAGCAAGGCAAGUUAUGGAGGGAUUAUUUGAAGUUUUUCGUGCAUCCAGAGUUUCACUGUCCCACUAAACCCAAAGAAAUGAGUGACAUUGUACUGGAAUAUUCUCGAAGAACCCGAGAUUUGGCGAGGAAAUUACUUAGAGGGAUAUCACAAAGCCUUGGCCUGGAAGAAGAUUACAUUGAGAAAGCAAUGGAAUUGGACUCGGGUACACAAAUCUUCACCGCAAACUACUAUCCUCCCUGUCCUCAGCCGGACUCAGCAAUAGGCCUUCCAACCCACACCGAUCCUGGCCUCUUGACCUUUCUUCUUCAGAAUGGAGUUGAAGGCCUCGAGAUACAGAAUAAGGGAAAGUGGUUUCGUGUUACUGGCAUUCCGGGCGCCAUUUUCGUCAACACUGCGGAUCAGCUCGAGAUAAUAAGCAACGGAAAGUACAAGAGCCUUUGCCACCGAGCUGUAUUGAAUAACAAGAAGACAAGAAUUUCCUUGGUGGUGGCCAAUGGUCCAUCACCCGACACCAUUGUCACAUAAAACUCCACCCUCAUAAUGCACACGGGAUCCUCAGUGCCACCUUUCCUGUGACAAUUCAAUGCCACUUCUAUAUUUAUGUUAAGUGUCCUAUUUAUUUAAUUUGUCAUGUGUUAUUGAUUUAAAUUUCUUCUAUCAUCACGUGAUAAGUGGAAUUGGCACUGAAUUUGGCACCAAAUAGUGGCAUAGAGGAUUCUAACUGCUGUUUCGUGCCUUCCUGUGUGCGCUACAUUUUGUGCUCCAUACUUAUUCCGAUAAUAAAGAUAUGCCAGAUUCCGGAUUCCUUUUGAA